This is a messenger RNA of Aegilops tauschii subsp. strangulata, 987 nucleotides long. Lineage: Eukaryota; Viridiplantae; Streptophyta; Magnoliopsida; Poales; Poaceae. The record is from RefSeq and is a predicted model, not a curated record.
AUGACAGAAUGGGAGAAGAUGAAUGGGCCACCAGUUCUGCCACCAUUGUACACCAAGCAAGUAGGCAGACCAUGCAAAAGCAGAAGAAAAGCACCAGGUGAAGUAAUUUGCAGUAAUGGUGGCAAGAAAAUGUCUAGGCAUGGUGUCAUCAUGCACUGCAAAUACUCUGGAGAGCCAGAUCACAACAUUGAAGGAUGCAAGUACCUCAAGGCAGGAGUACCUCCUCCAAAUAUUCAUGCACCAUCAGCACCACAAGCAAAUCAUGAAGCAACAUCACCAGAUGAGCAACAUGUGCAAGAUGAAGAUCCUGUCAUUACUCAGGAACACAACCCUGCAGAAAAUCCUAUCAUAGAAGAUCUCAUGGUUGAUCAAAUGAUAGAAAGGAGGCCUAUGCCAAGAGUGAUUGCACAAGGACCUGUUCCAGAGUCAACAUUCCUUUCUGCUGCUCAGUUGUUGGUCAAUCAAAACCAAGGGAGCACAAGCACCAUUCAGCAAGGAGAGAUGGCUAAGAAGUUACUUGCUUUAAAAAAGCAGAGAGACAAAGAGUUAGAAGACAAGAAAAAUGCUAUACUUGCAGCAAGGAGAGAAGAACAGGAAAAGAAGGCUGAAGAAGCUGCCAGGAAGAGACAUCUGCAAGAGGAGAAGAAAACAGCAGAGGCAGAGAGGAAGAGACAGGCAGCUGCUCAGAAUAGAGAGAAGAGGAAAGAAGAAGCAGCAAUAAAAACUGCUGAGAACAAAGCAAAGGAGGCUGAGAAGAAGGCUCAAAAAGAACAAGAAGCUGCGAAGAAGCUAGCAGAGAAAGAGGCUGCUGCAGCAAAAAGAAGAGCAGAUAAGAAAGCAGAGAAGGAGGCUGCUGCAGCACAAAGAAAGGAAGAAAUGAGGCUGAUAUCUAUUGCAAUGGGUAAAAGCCAGGAUGAUUCACAACACCAAGAAGAUGGUCAGCCAAGGAAGGCCAGCAGAACAUCCAUGUUUGAUAUCUUCAGGUGA